Messenger RNA from Dichotomopilus funicola, 1326 nucleotides. Its product is annotated as glycoside hydrolase. Gene Ontology annotation, biological process: carbohydrate metabolic process. Bases 1 to 1326 code for a protein of 441 amino acids. The record is from RefSeq and is a predicted model, not a curated record. The transcript is spliced from 3 exons. Lineage: Eukaryota; Fungi; Ascomycota; Sordariomycetes; Sordariales; Chaetomiaceae.
AUGAGGCUAUCCCUCACCCACGCCGGGCUAUGGUGCCUCUGCGCGGCCCAGGGCGUUGCUGCUUCCGUUGGGCAUCGACAUCAGCAUGGCGGGUCCAUCACCCCUGAAACUCGGGGUCACGAAGCUCACGGUCACGAAGCUCGGGGCCACCAACCUCACGGCCACCAAGCUCGCGGCCACGAAGCCCGCUCCCGCCGGGACCCGGACGUCGACCCCCGAGCCGCAGCCAAGGCCGCCAUCGACUCAAUGAACAGCGCCUUCUUCAACUCGACCCUGGCCGUCUGGGCGCCGACUGAUCCCUGGUGGCUCAGCGGCGUCGCCAUCACCAGCGUCAUCGACUACAUGCGCAAGACCGACACCACCGACUACCUGGACAAGGUCACGGCCAUCUUCCAAGCCCAGCGGUCCCAGGCCCCCGGCGGCGCCGGCGACUUCCGCGCCGAGUCCACCGACGAUACCGGCUGGUGGGCCCUCGCCAUGGUCCGCAUGUUCGACAUCACCGGCGACCGCCAUUACCUGGACCUCGCGGCUGGCGAUGAGGCCUACAUCUACCAGUCCUGGUCCGAGAAACCCUGCGGUGGUGGUAUCUAUGUCGACAUCGCCGCCCGGACCUACAAGAACGCCAUCGCCAACGAGCUGUACAUCAAGCUCGCCGCGGCGCUGCACAACCGCAUCCCGGGCGACACCGUGUAUCUCGAGAGGGCGAAGAAGGCCUGGAAGUGGUUCAAGAGCUCCGGCAUGAUCAACGAGGGCGGGCUCAUCAACGACGGACUGGCCUCCCGCAAGGACGGUACCUGUUUCAACAACGGCUUGCCUGUGUGGACGUACAACCAGGGUGUUGUUCUCGGUGCUCUCGUCGAACUCUACCACGCCACCUCCAGCACAGGCUAUCUCCAAGACGCCCGCGCCAUCGCCGACGCCGUGCUCUCCUCCUCCCCCUCCAAACGCGGCAACCCCUCCCUGGUUGACCACGCCUCCAUCCUCACCGAAGGCGACUGCUCCGGCCCCCGCGAAGCCUCCGGCGGCUGCAACGUCGACCAGCAAAUCUUCAAGGGCGUCUUCAUGUACAACCUCGCCGAGCUCGACGAGGCCAUCGCCCGUGCUGGUAUCGACUCUGAUGAUGGUGGGAGGCCCUACGCUAAGUUCCUGAGGAAGAAUAUUCGGAGUGCGUAUGUGCAUGCACGGGGGAAGGGGACGAGUGGCUUGGCGGGGGGUGCGGAUUUGUAUGGGGUUGCCUGGGGUGGGUUGGAUCCUGGGAGGGCGCAGUGGACGGCUACGUUGGGGACGCAGGCGAGUGCGUUGGGGUUGUUGAUUAGUGGGAUUUGA